ACAGAGGAAGAAAACAGGGGAUUUUGUUACAAUGGCAGUAGAACCAUUGGGGAAUUUUGAAAUGGAAAGGAGAUUUGAAGGUGAUGAUUGUGAUGAUGCUAAGAAGAUGAGCAAAAAGAGCUUAAAUGAAUCCAAGAAGUUAUGGGAAAUAGCUGCUCCUGCCAUUAUCACCGCGGUUUCUCAGUUCUCCAUUGGAUUUGUCAGCAUUGCAUUCGUUGGACAUCUUGGUUCUCUAGAGCUAGCAGCCAUCUCUGUUGUUCAGAAUGUUGUUGAAGGUUUUGUUUUUGGAAUUAUGUUAGGGAUGGGAAGUGCUCUUGAGACACUUUGUGGACAAGCUGUUGGAGCAGGACAAUUUGAUAUGCUGGGCGUAAAUCUACAAAGAUCAUGUGUGAUUACUCUAGCGACAGCGUUGUUAUUGACACCUUUUUAUGUAUUCACAUCACAAAUAUUGAAGCUACUACAUCAGGACAAAGAAAUUUCAGAAGUUGCAGGAAAGUACGCUAUUUGGGUGAUUCCUCAACUCUAUGCUUACGCGUUGAACUUUCCUGUUCAGAAGUUCUUACAAGCUCAAAGCAAAAUAUGGGUUAUGACAGUAAUCAAUAUUGUCAUAUUGGUAUUUCAUAUUGUAUUGAAUUGGGUGCUGGUGACAAAGCUCGGACAUGGCCUUUUUGGUGCUGCUAUGGCAGGGAACGUCUCGUGGUGGCUCGUGGUUUUAGCUCAGAUUUUCUAUGUUAUUGCUGGGUUUUUUCCUGAAUCAUGGACUGGAUUUUCUAUGUUAGCUUUCAAAUCUCUCUGGAGUUUUGUUAAAUUAUCACUUGCAUCAGCUGUCAUGUUAUG
This is a messenger RNA of Solanum tuberosum (potato), 837 nucleotides long. Its product is annotated as protein DETOXIFICATION 33-like. The annotation marks the transcript as partial. Gene Ontology annotation, molecular function: antiporter activity; xenobiotic transmembrane transporter activity. Lineage: Eukaryota; Viridiplantae; Streptophyta; Magnoliopsida; Solanales; Solanaceae. The record is from RefSeq and is a predicted model, not a curated record. Gene Ontology annotation, biological process: transmembrane transport. Gene Ontology annotation, cellular component: membrane. The transcript has 2 exons.